AUGAAUAUUUUCGACUUUCCGCAGAGACACCUGCUGACAUGUCUCGGUCUGUGGCCUUACCAGAGCAAGUUCACGCAGAGGAUCUUUUUCACCUGCGCUAUCCUAUCCUUCUUCUCGCUUUUCGUUGCGAUGGCUGCGGGAUUGGGCGAAGAGUGGAGCACUGAGUUGGUCAUCAUCUACGAGACGAUAGUGGCUCUCUUCGUGAUUUUCGGUGGCCUAGCCAAGUGCAUCGUCUUGUUUUGCAGGAAGCACCAGAUGAAGAGCUUGUACGAUCAGAUUCGGAAAGAUUGGCAAGAGUUGACUAACGAAAAGGAGGCCGCUAUUUUGCAAUCUUUCAUGCUGAAGGGAAAGGCUCAGAUAAUCCUAUACGUAGUGUGCGCGAUUCCCGGCUACUUCAUCUUCGUGGCUCUCACUUACGUCCCCAUAAUAUCCAGCGAAGACGCCUCGAAAGACUACUCGCACACUUUUCCCUACUAUACGGAUCUGCUGAUACUGAGCAAACGAUUUCGGGUGUAUCAGGUAUUUAUACACGCUGGCCUUGGCAUCUUCUGCGGGGGCAUCACCUACGUUGCCUUCAUGGCCAUGUACAUCACUUGUGUCAGGCACGUCUGUGCCCUCUACGCGAUCGUCAGGUACAGAUUGGAAAACAUGGUGAAGAGCCAGGACAAGUUGAUGGACAAACUCAACGAUGACGAGGAAGUGAUUCCUGGUUUACUCGAGAUCAUCUGCACACACAAGCGGGCUAUCAAGCGUGUGCGGCUGAUCAAUCGAAUCUUCAGCCGAACAUUCUUCAUGGUGGAAAUCUGUCUUCUGAUAUGUCUGGCUUUGCUCAUAUUUGACGUUAAGUACAAUCAGCACAACGUCAGAUUAGUGAUCCGGAUGCUGAUGAUCGCUCUGAUGUUCAUCGUCCACGUGUUCUGCAUGAAUUACUGCGGAGAACAAGUAAUACAAUUUUCGACCGAUGUUCAAUAUGCCGCGUAUUUCAUGGAGUGGUACAUGAUAUCGUCCAGAGCCCAGAAAAUUCUCAUCAUGAUCCUCUGCAGAAGUUCAAACCCUGAUUACUUGACCGCAGGGAAUAUGGCCCUGUCGCUGAAAAAUUUUGCAUCGAUCGUAAGAACGUCCUGGUCAAUGGCUACUGUGCUCUUGACAACGCAGAAGGUCAACCGUCCUAGUUAUUCAAUAAGUUGA
Messenger RNA from Nasonia vitripennis (jewel wasp), 1188 nucleotides. RefSeq names its product odorant receptor 188 (gene Or188). Lineage: Eukaryota; Metazoa; Arthropoda; Insecta; Hymenoptera; Pteromalidae. The transcript has 9 exons. Gene Ontology annotation, molecular function: olfactory receptor activity; odorant binding. Bases 1 to 1188 code for a protein of 395 amino acids. Gene Ontology annotation, cellular component: plasma membrane. The record is from RefSeq and is marked inferred. Gene Ontology annotation, biological process: sensory perception of smell; detection of chemical stimulus involved in sensory perception of smell.